ACCACAAUUAUUCUCUUAAAAGAAUUAAAUGGAAAAAUAAAAAUAUGUAGGAUACACCCAGGUAAAUUAUAUAGUGUUCUCUGUCGACGGCGAGGGAGAGAGCAAUCUCCGGCGCUUUUAGAAAGCGAAAAUCACCGCUGUUAUAGUUUACUCUCUCGCGCCGAUCACUUUUACCGCCGGCAAUCAUCUCAUAUACACACAUAUCUUUAUAUCGAUUUGGAUCUUUUAAGUGGCCAUGAACUCCGACGGUACUUCAUCCACUUCUGGCGCUACCGGAUCUGGCGAUUCAGCUACUCCCCGAAGAAACUCAAAGCGUCCCAAGUAUUCCAAGUUUACUCAGCAGGAGCUGCCAGCUUGUAAGCCAAUACUAACACCAGGAUGGGUCAUUUCAUCCUUCUUGCUUGUUUGCAUUGUCUUCAUUCCUAUUGGGCUUGCGUCGCUGUUUGCUUCUCGCAGUGUUGUUGAAAUUGUUGAUCGAUAUGAAACUGCUUGCAUACCGGGUGGCUUUAGAAAAGAUAAAGUAAAGUAUAUCCAAAGUGAUUCAAAUAAGACCUGCAGGAGAAACCUAACCGUGAAUAAGGACAUGAAGCCCCCUAUUUAUGUUUAUUAUCAGCUGGAUAACUUCUACCAGAAUCAUCGCAGAUAUGUGAAGAGCCGAAGUGAUCCGCAGCUAAAAAGCAAAAGCAAAGAGAAUGAGACAAAUGAUUGUAAACCUGAAGCUACCAUUAAUGGGAAAGCAAUUCUGCCUUGUGGCCUUAUCGCCUGGAGUUUGUUCAAUGAUACCUAUAGCUUCUCUCGCUCCAGCCAGAAGUUGCAAGUUAACAAGAAGGAUAUUUCAUGGAAAAGUGAUAGGGAACACAAGUUUGGGAAAGAUGUCUUCCCUAAGAAUUUCCAGAACAGGACUGUCAAAGGUGGCGCAACUCUUAAUGCAUCAAUCCCUCUGAGCCAGCAAGAGGACCUGAUUGUCUGGAUGCGAACUGCUGCUCUUCCAACUUUUAGGAAGUUGUAUGGAAAGAUUGAGGUGGAACUUAAGAAAGGUGAUGUCAUUCAAGUGACGUUGGAGAAUAAUUACAACACCUAUAGUUUUAAUGGCAAGAAGAAGCUUGUACUGUCGACCACCAAAUGGAUUGGUGGAAAGAAUGACUUCAUUGGCAUUGCAUAUCUAACAGUUGGCGGAUUAUGCUUCUUACUAGCAAUGUCUUUCACCAUUAUUUAUUAUGUCAAGCCAAGGCGACUUGGAGAUCCAACAUAUUUGUCUUGGAACCGGAAUCCAGGUGGUGGAGCAAACAAUUAGCCUUUACUCCUUCAUGUCAUGCUUCAGCUUUUUGGUUUCCUUUGCAUAAUGGUGAUUCACAUGGUUGUUUAAAACAUAUGGGAGGGUAAACUCACUUGUAUCCUACUUCCAAUGUACAUGAGUUGUGCUUGAUUUGGGUGACUUAAAAUGUUUUAUUGAUUAAUUUAUGAGUUUGAAAUAGCAUUGUGGUUUUCUUUGCACAUGCACAUGUAAAUGUUCAUAUUAGUUUCAUCAAUUUUUUUGUCA
Molecule: messenger RNA, 1540 nt
Organism: Daucus carota subsp. sativus
Lineage: Eukaryota; Viridiplantae; Streptophyta; Magnoliopsida; Apiales; Apiaceae
Product: ALA-interacting subunit 3
Exons: 8
Coding region: 236-1294 (352 amino acids)
Cellular component (GO): endoplasmic reticulum; plasma membrane; Golgi apparatus
Source: RefSeq, a predicted model, not a curated record